AUCACAUUUUGAUAUGAACAUAAAGUAUUUCACUUUUCUUGUUGCUUCCGUACUUUGCGAGUUCAACCUUACAGAGACGUUGGCUAAAAAUGAAAGUUCACCUCUUGUGGAUCUUUCGAAAGUUGCCCGCGACCAAGGAGCAAUUGUAGUCGCCGCAUUUCCAGCAGUAUCUACAAUUAAAGCAAAAAGUAAGAAAAAAUUUGGACUGGGAGCUUUUGAAAGGGGAUAUACAAACACUGGUGCGACUUUUUCAAGAAGAGGCAGAAGUGGAGCUUCAACUGGAAAUCCUUAUGCAUCUGGAUAUCAAGGGCUCCCUGAAUCACAAAGCAGUCUGCCAGGAGAUCGUGUAGGUGGAAUGACCAGAACUGGAAAGAGAACUUUUGGAAGUUAUGGAAGCGUCGACACUGCAAAAGGUCAAUCCUCGGCUCAUAGAGCAGGAACCGGUUCAGGAUGGAGAGGAUCUUCUCGGAAUGACGGAGAGAAUGACGAUUGGAAUAAUGGAGAUCAGAACAAUAAUAACAAUUUCAACUCUAAAAACAAUCGAAUGAACAAAUAUGGAAAUAGAAACGAUGGAGAUGAUUAUAAUGGAAAUGGGAAUAAUCAAGACAAUUGGAAUUCGGGAUCAAAUUCUGGAGGGUACAAUGGUGGUGGUGGAGGAUCUGGAGGAGGAUCUAAUUGGAAUAAUGGAGACAACGAAAAUGACGGCUGGAAUAAUAACAACAACAAUCGAAAGAGCAACAACAAUAAUAAUAAUAACUAUGGUAAUUCAUGGGGUACAAAUGACAACGAUGGAAAUUCUUGGAAAGGAUCUGGAAACAGCAAUGGAAACUCUGAUAAUUGGGGUGGAUCCUCGGGAAGUGGUUCAAAUGGAGGAAAUGAUGGAGAUUCUAAUUAUGGAAAUGAAGGAUCAUGGAAGCCAAGUGGAAAUAGUUAUGGAAGAAAUCGAGGUGGAGGAAAUGAAGGUGGUGAUCAAUGGGGAAGUAACAAUAAUGGAGGAGAUAAUUAUGGAUCUGAGUUGAGCAACAAUUGGGGUGGAUCUAAUGGUGGAUCAGGAUCAAAUGGAGGUUCUGGAGGAGGAAAUACUGAUAAUGAUAACUGGGGAAGCAAUAAUGGCAAUUCUGGAGGAUCAUGGGGAAAUGGUGGAACUGGAGGAUCUGGAGGCUCUGGAGGUGGAAACUGGGGAGACAAUGAUAACUAUGGCAGUAGCAACAAAUGGAAUGGAAAUGGAAAUCAGGAUAAUGACAAUGAUAACUUUGGAGGAGGAUACAGUAAGAAUGGAUACGGUAGCAAUAACAAUAGAAACGACGGAUGGGGAUCUUCUAGUAGCAAUAAUAACAAUAAUAAUAAUAAUAAUAAUAAUGGAGGAACUGGAGGAUACAGUAACAACGGAGGAGGAUGGGGUAGCAAUAAUAAUAAUAAUGGAAAUGAUGGAAACAAUUGGGAAUCCAAUAAUGGAGGAAAUGGCGGUGGUGGUGAUAACUGGAAUAAUGGAAACAGUGGCAACAAUGGAAAUAAUAAUGGUAAUGGAGAUGAAGAUUAUGGAGAUUGGUACAAUAUGAAGAUGAAAGAUCCAUCUGUAGCUGAAGAUUCAACGACUAAAACACCUGAAGUUGAGAAGAAGAUUGCCGAGUUAUUGAGUAUGGAUACAUAUCGGAAGAUGUAAAGAUUUCCUGGGUUUCUGUUGUUUUAACUUAUAUUAUUGAUUAACUUAUUGCAAUAAAUUCAUAUUAUUA
Messenger RNA from Caenorhabditis elegans, 1733 nucleotides. It is a transcript of the gene pqn-29, whose product is annotated as Prion-like-(Q/N-rich)-domain-bearing protein. The record is from RefSeq and is marked reviewed. The coding region runs from base 14 to 1663 and encodes 549 amino acids. NCBI's taxonomy places the organism in Eukaryota, Metazoa, Nematoda, Chromadorea, Rhabditida, Rhabditidae. The transcript is spliced from 5 exons.